AUGUCGUUGUUGGUGACAUCGUUUGAGUCUCAGCUGGCCGUGGCACUCGACGCGCCACUCGAUGGCCAGGACGAUGACAAGCCGGCUCCGGACAAGGACAUUCCAGCUCUCACUGGCCCCAUGACGGACUCGUGCGUCAUGAGCCACCUGGAGCAAUUCAUCAGGGCGUUGAAGGACUCCGAGCGAGCCCGUCGCAACCAGCACGCCAGCCGCGUCGUCCAUAGAGUGGAGAAGGACCUCAACCGGUUUGUUACAUCCAUUCAGGUGUGCGCCACGCAAGCAACCGUGGGACGCAACCAACCGUGGGGGAAGGAGAUGCAGUGCCUUCCUGUGAAUGGAUUGUGUGUGCAGAGCAGCUUCGCUGCGCUGCGGAACGAGGCUGAAAAGCUCAGGCACAAACUGCACGAAAAGGUGGCUUACUGUGUGGAUGGGUGGCGGAUGAAUGGGGGAUUAAUUAUCUGGGGUGGUUUUGUGUGCAUGCAGGACUCUGAGCUUCAGUCCCUCCGGCGUCGGUACGCAGGACUGAAGAAAUACGCGAGGUGCGUGUCACUCUUCAGCCAUCCAUUCUGAAAGCCCCAUAGCCUUGGUGUGUGUGUCUCUCCCUCCGUCAACACAGGCAGCAGGAGGAGUUGGUCAAGAAGUACCAAUCGGCGUCCAGCGAGGAUGUCACCAAAGACGUAGCAGCGGCACCAGUUCCGCCUCCCGAGAACCCCCAGGCCAGCACCAUUUCAUCCUCAACGGUCGAGGCGGCAGCCGAGCCUGUCUCACCCCGCAACUCACACGCGUCUGUUGCGUCGCUGCCCCAGGAGCCGCAGCAACAGCAGCUUGUUAACGAGAGCACCAGAGUGGAGGUGCCCCCCGAGCAGCGCCGCGACGUGUUGUUGCGUGCUGUGCGUCGUCAGCUGGAGGUGUCGUGGCAGCAGAAUGCCGAACUCAGGCGCACUGUUGAAGCCCUCAAGAAGGAGAGGGAAUUCAGCGCUGAGGAGGCGCGCAACCUCAGAUGGGAGGCAUGGAAGAUGAGAACGGUAAGCAGCCAGCCAGACACCGGGAGGGAGGGAUGGAAAGCAUGGAUAUAUGUCAUUAAUGUCAGGCGCUGGCUCGUUCGUAUCGGCCCAUGACGUGCAGCUGGGAGACCAAGGACCGCAUGAGAGACCGGUUCGCCUUCAAGACACGCUACAUGCGGUCUGCCGCGGGGCAAAGGACGCCGGACAUCCGGCUGCUGCGCCCCCCCACGCAUCAUACACCGAGAGCGGCCCUGACCGACGACGAAACCGACUCUGCGACGGAAGACGAGGGCCUGCGGAUUGCCCUGGCUCACUCCCGACAGAAGGCCUCUAUGUGCCAGAGGCUCAGUGGCAGCCUCGUCGCCUUCUGCCAGCAGCUGUUGAGCCUCACUGGAUGCCCGCUGUGUCAGGAGGACCUGCAGAAACCCAUGGUGGUCAUCCCGUGUGGACACGUACUGUGCCACAAGUGCUGCAAGGAGGUCUUGCAGGUGGGCCGUGAGCACGGGCAUAUGGAAGCGAAGGAUGUCCCAUCCCGGACAUCCAGCAUUGUCCACGAACCGCGUGAAGUGGUGCGUGGAGCUGUGAGCCUCUCAUCUGCACCCCCAAGACAGGUGAGUGAGUAUCUGUCCGCCCUCCCAAUCGAACUUAGUAAUCGCAUCUGGCUGUCUGUCUGUCUUUCUAUCUGUGUCGGUCAACGACGGUCAUUCAGGAGUGCAUAGAGUGCUCUGCGUGUCCGGUGUGUCUGAUGAGGUGCCCCGAGAUGGUGCAGCCGUCCUCGAGCAUGCUGGUAGAGGUGAAGCUGCUGACCCUGCUCUUGUCACGUCUGAGCAGUCUGCCGGCGACCAUGCCGCCGCUGGAGGCCAUGGUCCAUCUGCAGGGCGACACACUCAGGCUGAAACGAAGGUGGGGGAAUACACAAGCGGGGGGAGAGAGGCACACACAGAGACUGUCUGUCUGUGUUGGGUGUCUGUCUCAUGUCAUGAUCGAUCUGGCAGUAUCGCUAGCCAGACGGCGCCUCCAUCACGGCAGGGCCGCAGUCGGCACCAGGUCAAGCAGGCCAGGGAGGUGCGCAAGAGAGUUCGGCGCAUAUAUCAGAUGCUGAGGGGAGGUCCUAGGAAGACUCACCUACGACGUUCGUGGGCCAUGCCAUACCCACCGCAUAUGGGGAUGGGCAUGGGCAUGGGCGGCUUCGGCCUCCCAUACCCAUACCCCCAACCAUGGACAUGCCCCCCCUUCUCUGUCCAUCCUCCAUCUUCUCUUCCCGAGCCACGCACUCUGUCUGCCGCCCCGCCAGCUGCUGCCUAUGGCCCACCACCCGGUAUGUCUGUGUCUCUCCCCGUCCCUCCCUCCGCCAACAAGCGCCCUGUGACAGCUCCAGCGGCAAAGGACACCUCACCCACGGCACAUCUGCCGCCCCUGGUCCCCCCGCCUCUGCCCCCCUCCCCGUCUGUCAACGCCUUUGGGAUGCCCGUGCCAUCCUCGGAGGGGCAGCCGUCGCCGAUGAUGAUGUCGGCCUCAUCGGCCUGGCAUCCCUUCCCCCCGCAGCCAGAUCCACUUGCAAAUGGCCUCCCUCCUCUGCCUGUGGGGAUGGCGGGCAUGCCCCCCUCCAUGCCCCCCAACAUCCCGAUGGGUCUGUUCCACCGGAUGCCGAUGGACGAGGAGGUCGAUGACGGCAGGGACGACGGCAUACCUAACGCAUGGCUCAUGUCACUACGGAGGGCGGGAGACAUGGCCUACAGGUGGGCUGAGACAGACGCCUCUCUGCCCUGCCUAUACAUACCCACCCAUACGUCUGUCUCUGUCCCCCCUGUCAUGGUGUGUGCAGCCCGAGUGCGUUUGAGCAGCGGCGAUUGCCCAAGGUGAUGCACUCCACCAUGACGGUGACCAAAAGGUAGCUCCAUCCGCAGCAGUGUAGUGGUGCUCUGAAUGCAUUCAUGGAUCGUUUCAAUCGACCGACUCACAGACGAUUUCAUGUGUGAGUCCAUCUAUG
Molecule: messenger RNA, 2994 nt
Organism: Vitrella brassicaformis
Lineage: Eukaryota; Vitrellaceae
Source: the annotation of a GenBank genome assembly